This is a messenger RNA of Lates calcarifer (barramundi perch), 484 nucleotides long. RefSeq names its product NADH:ubiquinone oxidoreductase subunit A2 (gene ndufa2). The coding region runs from base 64 to 366 and encodes 100 amino acids. NCBI's taxonomy places the organism in Eukaryota, Metazoa, Chordata, Actinopteri, Centropomidae. The transcript is spliced from 3 exons. The record is from RefSeq and is a predicted model, not a curated record.
UCAGGAUAAACUCCGGGCUGUAAUAAACCCACAGCUCGUCCUUGACAGCAGCAGGAAGCUAAGAUGGCGGCCGCCGUAGUCCGGAGCCUGGGCUCUAGUUUGGGCAAAAACCUCCGAGAGAUCCGCGUCCACCUCUGCCAGACUUCAGCAGCCAGCAAGGGGGCCAGAGACUUUGUGGAGCAACACUACGUCUCCCUGAAGAAGUCCAACCCAGACUUCCCGAUCCUGAUCAGAGAGUGUUCUGGAGUCCAGGCGCGACUCUGGGCCCGAUACGACUUGGGGAAGGAGAGCAGCGUCUCCGUGGACAACAUGUCAGCUGAUCAGGUGGCCACAGCUCUGCAGACCCUGGUCCAGUCCAAACCCUAACACCCCCCCCACCACCCCCAACUGCUGGAGGUGGUUCAGGUCCAGGAUGGACUCAGUCCGUUUGUGUGUAAAUUAAAUGUGUUGAUGUGAAUAAACAUGAAGAUUAUUGUUGACGUCA